UUGCGAUGGGGAAGAAGCAGCAAGAUGUCGUCGCGAAAUGGAUGGACGCGCUACCCCACUAUCACGUGCCACAAGCCCAAGAGUUACGGCAGUCGAAGCCACAUUAGGAGACGGAGCUUGGGAAUAAAGCCAAAGGCACGAGACUGGCAGCAAGACAAUCUUUACUGUUCUACAUAUUUUCUAAUUUCUUGCUUGCUGCCAUGGAAUUUUUCAAAUCUGCCGUCGCCUCAGCGAUAUCAAAAGGCCCUCCAUUUCCUUACACAUUUGGCGACCAAGUCGACGUCGAUACCAGCAUAUGGACCCUUUACAAUGGAACCAAGCGCGAAGAUGGCUCACCAUGUAGUAUAUUCUCCUUCGAUGUGACUGCGAACAAGUCCCGGCUGCCAAUGGCAAAGAAUGCUGUCAGAAAGCUACGAACGUUACGACAUCCCGGAGUUAUAAAAGUGCUGGACACGGUGGAGACCGAGACGUACAUAUACAUUGCGACAGAAAGACUGGUCCCUCUGCGGUGGCAUAUCAAGCGGAAGAGCAUGAGUGCAGAAACACUGAAAUGGGGUCUAUUUGGAGUUGCGCAAACUAUUAAGUUCAUAAACGACGAGGCAGCUUCCGUUCAUGGUGCCUUACGAGUCGGAUCGAUAUAUACCAGUGAAAGUGGAGAAUGGAGAGUUGGAGGCUUCGAGGUUCUGAGUAGUAUGAAAGAUGACGAAGCUAUAAUAUACAACUAUGGCAGUCUGGUCCCAGACUCUGGACGAUAUACACCACCAGAGCUGGCGAAGUCUGGAUGGGAAACGAUCAAGAAGAACCCAUUACCUGCCGUCGACGCUUAUAACUUUGGGACAUUAAUAUUCGAGGUAUUCAAUGGAGACUUUAUGGGAGGAGAUCAGGCGGGCCAGACCAAGAACAUACCUCCGAGCAUGCAUUCGACUUAUAGACGGCUGGUGAACAGUAACCCAAAGGCGAGAGUCAGUACAGGGGCUUUUCUGGAGCAAGGACGUCGCAGUGGAGGUUUCUUCAACACACCUCUGAUCAAGCUUACUGAAGGCGUGGACAAUCUCGGAAUGAAGAGCGAAGAGGAACGAGAAGAGUUUCUGGAUGAUCUUGAUGAGCUGUCCGAUGAUUUUCCUGAAGAUUAUUUCAAAAUGAAGAUUCUCCCAGAGCUGCUCAAAUCCGUCGAAUUUGGCGGAGGUGGGCCGAAGGUGUUUGGCGUAGUAAUGAAGAUCAGCAAGAAACUCACAGACGACGAAUUCGAAUCCAAGGUUACACCAGCUGUUGUACGGCUAUUCAGUAGUCCGGAUCGAGCUAUACGAGUUUCACUCUUGGAUAACCUUCCCAUAAUGAUUGACAGGCUGCCGCAAAAGAUCGUCAAUGACAAAAUAUUCCCUCAGAUGGUCACCGGAUUUACCGAUGUAGCACCAGUUGUAAGAGAGCAGACAGUCAAGGCUGUCUUGACCAUCAUAGGGAAGCUAUCUGACAGAACCAUCAAUGGCGAGCUCUUAAAAUAUCUUGCGAAGACAUCCAAUGAUGAGCAACCUGGUAUUCGGACCAAUACCACAAUUUGUUUGGGAAAGAUUGCCAAGAAUCUGGGCGUGGGUAAUAGGGCCAAAGUAUUGAUCGCAGCGUUCACGCGAUCGCUCCGUGACCCAUUCGUCCAUGCUCGAAACGCAGCCUUGAUGGCCCUUGCUGUAACCUCAGAUUCAUUCAGUGAAGAUGAUUGUGCCAGCCGCAUAUUACCGGCACUCUGUCCCUCUCUCAUAGACAAGGAGAAACUUGUUCGUGAUCAAGCCAACAAGACUAUGGAUAUCUACAUGCAGCGCAUCAGGAAGUUUGCUGCUACAAUGCCGGAUUCAGUUCUGCCACCACCGACAACAGAGACAUCGGCAACACCCACACCUCGUAUGAGCACUCCUCAGCCUAGCGAAGCCGCUUCAUGGGCAGGUUGGGCGAUCUCCUCGUUUACCAAUAAGGUUUCCUCCGCAGCGGGUGAAAUCUCGGCACCAGCUUCUAAUGGAGCAGCCAACCCAUCUCGACCUGCCUCUGCACCAACAUCUGAGCCACGAAGACCUCCUGGAACAGCAUCAGCAUCAGCACUCCACCGACAAGCAGUGGCCUCUCCACCCGCGACCUCAGCACGAACCUCCACAUCCUCAAAUACCAACGACUACUUCCAAGAUUCAACUGCAGCAGAUGAAGACAACGAUGCUGACGAUGCAUGGGGUAAUAUGGGCGAGGAUUCUUUCUUUGACGUACCAUCCGAAACGCCAAAACCUCAACCAGCAGCAAAGCCGUUUGAUGAUGAUGGCGAACCAGACUUUGCAGGUUGGCUCGCGGCGCAAUCAGGGAAGAAACCUACAGCGAAGCCAUUACCAAAAGGGUUGACCAAAGCUGCCAACGGGAGGCCUGCCGCUGCAAGCAGAAGUGCAACAACAGGAAGUGUUGGCUCCGGAGCAAAGAAAUCUGUUCCUGCUGCGAAAGCAAAACCGUUAGUGGCUAAGAAGAUUGAUACAGCGCCGAAAGAGACAGGGGAAGACGACGGGUGGGGCGAUGGGUGGUGAUCUGUCGGUCUGGACUUAUCUUGGUCGCUUUUGGUAUUUGGAGCAAGGCAUAGCAGUGGCGUUCAGGAAAUUUUGGAAGGAAGAAAGUAGGAUACCAGGACAAAGUAUAUACUUUGUGCUCAAAUGUCAAUAUGUCAUUUUGAGAUUGAGGCAGUGCCACAGCAACAACUGUUCAUGAUGUGUUUUUGAAAGGGUAUGAGUUACCUGAGAAAUUGCAUAAAAGCCUUGCUACAAUCCUAGCAUUAUGCAAAGCGAGGUCAUUACCUAAUAAAUGCCAGCCUAGUCUGCCACUCAAAAGGGGGACGACGACGACGACGACGACGAUAACUCCAGAACUCAGAAGAGGGAAACCGACAGCGAAGGGUCCAGAAUCUAGAAGAUAGAAGACGACGACGAAUACUCUAGAAUCCAGAAGGAGUAAAACAACGACAUAAGGUCCAGAAUCUAGAAGAGUCCACUAACCCUACGACCUCUAUUCUCGGUCCUAUGUUCCGGUGACUGUGACGAGCAGGACCUCUUUGUUUACUUUUUCUUUGAGGCCCUAGGGCUCACUCACGUUUAGUAUUUCGUAGCUGCUUUAUCAGCUACCAUGUGUAUAUAGUUUGAGUCCUCUCUUGACUCUCUUCCUUCCUUAGUUCUUGAUUUCAAGG
Molecule: messenger RNA, 3202 nt
Organism: Cadophora gregata
Lineage: Eukaryota; Fungi; Ascomycota; Leotiomycetes; Helotiales; Ploettnerulaceae
Exons: 7
Coding region: 201-2552 (783 amino acids)
Biological process (GO): tRNA export from nucleus; protein phosphorylation
Cellular component (GO): cytoplasm
Molecular function (GO): protein kinase activity; ATP binding
Source: RefSeq, a predicted model, not a curated record